UAUUUCAUUACAGAUUUAUUAAAUAAGAGGUGUCUUCCUAGAUAAAUACAGGUCCCGGCUACAUUCGUUGGAUCAAUAUGUCACUUGUAGUAGGAAGGGUGAUAGGAGAUGUGGUCGACCCAUUCACACCAAGUGUGAUAAUGGAAGUAACCUACAAUCCCAAUUACCAGGUCUUUAAUGGCCAUGAGCUAAUGCCUACUACCAUUGCACACAAACCACAGGUUCAAAUUGGCGGAGUGGACAUGAGAUCUUCUUAUACUAUUAUCAUGACAGACCCAGAUGCUCCAAGCCCAAGUGAUCCUUACUUAAGAGAACAUCUCCAUUGGAUCGUCACUGACAUUCCUGGUACCACUGACGCUACUUUUGGAAGGGAGAUUGUGAGCUAUGAAAAACCCAAGCCAGUUAUAGGAAUCCAUCGAUAUGUGUUCUUAUUGUUCAAACAAAGAGCUAGGCAAUCAGUAAGGACACCUGUUUCUCGUGAUAAUUUCAAUACUCGUGCCUUCUCUCAAGAAAAUGACCUAGGGUCACCGGUUGCUGCUGUCUACUUCAAUGCUCAAAGAGAAAAUGCGGCCCGCAGAAGAUAAUUGGAUUAUUUCAUACUUAUACUCUGCAUAUUCCCUUGAAGAUAUCAAUAAUACGGAUAACUUAUAGUCUUAUAGUUAUUAUAUUGCAUUGUUGUUUCUUAAAUUUGUUUAAUAUAUGUAUUUUGCUUUCAUGUUUUUUAUUAUGUAUUUGUGCUAUAUGUGUUUAAUAAAGAAUACAGUGCUGAUUGUUAAUUGCCUAUAUGUAUAAUUUAUGUACCGCGUAUUAUGUACAACGCGGAAAUUUUUCCUGUA
Molecule: messenger RNA, 836 nt
Organism: Erigeron canadensis
Lineage: Eukaryota; Viridiplantae; Streptophyta; Magnoliopsida; Asterales; Asteraceae
Product: CEN-like protein 1
Exons: 4
Coding region: 78-584 (168 amino acids)
Biological process (GO): flower development; vegetative to reproductive phase transition of meristem
Source: RefSeq, a predicted model, not a curated record